CUUUAACAGCUUGUAAGAUAUUUUUUUGCUUGUCACGGAUAAGUGAAGUCAGUAAACAACAGCUGAGUCGACCGCUGGGAAAAAGCAAAGAUGAAUGUUGGUGUGGCACACAGUGAGGUGAACCCCAACACCCGGGUCAUGAACAGUCGAGGGAUCUGGCUGACCUACGCUCUCGGAGUGGGAAUGCUUCACAUUGUGUUGUUAAGCAUUCCUUUCUUCAGCGUUCCCGUCGUGUGGACCCUUACGAAUGUUAUUCACAAUUUUGGUAUGUAUGUGUUUAUGCACGCGGUCAAAGGAACGCCUUUUGAGACUCCAGACCAGGGCAAGGCCAGGCUCCUGACACACUGGGAACAGCUGGAUUAUGGCGUGCAGUUCACAUCUUCCAGAAAGUUCUUUACCAUCUCCCCGAUCAUUUUAUACUUUCUUGCAAGUUUCUACACAAAAUACGACACAACUCACUUUGUGAUAAAUACCGCGUCCCUUUUGAGUGUGCUCAUUCCCAAACUUCCACAGCUACACGGAGUCCGAAUCUUUGGAAUCAAUAAGUAUUAAGCUGAGUUACAUAAGCACAGUGCUCAGACCAACUUUCAAAUGAGCUAUUGCUUUGUAUGUUGGGACAGUAGAUAACCUCUUGUACUUUGUACCACAGUAAUCUGUACCUAGCCAUUUUGUUCAGUCUGUAAGUGUCACUUGGUUUUAAGACACGUCUGGGGACAUUGUAGUAUGGAAUAUUGUGGAGAAGAGAAUGCCAUGUGCAUUACUAACUUAAGUAAAUAUUUAAUUUUGUUUUUCUUUUUCCUUUUUUUUUUGGUCCUUAAAAAUCUGGGCUGGCCUAGGUUUCAAAGUUAAGACUUUUUUUGUGUUGUGAUUGUCUUUUGUUUUCUCUCACUACACUGAGGGACUAAUUCUUUCAGUUCAAUGUCACAUUUCUAGACACUCUCUUAAACUAUGCCACGAAAAAAUAUCAAACGUUUUUUAAAACUAGUUCCUCAAUAAUUUGGGCCUAUGGUUCAGGAAAUGAUGCGUUCUUUUACGUUUGAUGGGUAUCUGUUGUCUUAUCAGUGCUGAGCAGAUGAAUAAGAAACUCAUUUUGCGUGGUUUUCUC
Molecule: messenger RNA, 1105 nt
Organism: Chanos chanos (milkfish)
Lineage: Eukaryota; Metazoa; Chordata; Actinopteri; Gonorynchiformes; Chanidae
Gene: ormdl1
Product: ORMDL sphingolipid biosynthesis regulator 1
Exons: 4
Coding region: 91-552 (153 amino acids)
Cellular component (GO): endoplasmic reticulum membrane
Source: RefSeq, a predicted model, not a curated record